GGAAACAUCAGUACAAGGUGUAUUGUGGAGCUGUACCAGACACAGUCCUCAGCCAAGCAACCUGACGGUGGAUACAAAGAAUUCUUUUAUUUUUUCAAAAGAGAAAGGUCCUGAGUUGAGACCUAAAGAGUUUACUUGAGGUGAUGGGCAGUGCUGGUCGGCGACUGACAAUGCUGCAGCAGAACCGAACUGCCUUCGAGGGUGCAAUACUGACCAACCUGGAGAAACCCAGUCACCCAAAGGGCCUCGAGUGGACCGUAGUGGAACCAUCCAGUAACCCCUCAACCCCUGAACGGACACUGCCUGUCUACUUGUCCUACUUCGACAUGUUGCUAACUGAAGACUGUGCGUGGCUAUCUAAGGGGCUGGUGGAGCGUCCGGAGAUUGACCAUGGUUUGAAGACUGAGCCACACAAAGAGCCAGACCAAUGCCCCAUAGUGGACAGUCAGGAGCUGUGUGUGCCCACAGAGCUGGACUAUCAGAACAGUGUCCACUUAGAAGAAAGAUCCCUAGAACAGGUCCAAACGAUGGUGGUUGGAGAAGUUCUGAAGGAGAUAGAAACAGCCUGUAAGCUACUAAACAUUGCAGCAGACCCGAUAGAGUGGAGUGUGGGGAACGUUCAGAAAUGGAUUUUAUGGACUGAACAUCAGUACCGACUGCCACAAAUUGGGAAAUCUUUCCAGGAGCUCAGUGGGAAGGACCUAUGCUCCAUGUCAGAGGAGGAGUUCAGACAGAGAUCGCCGAUAUGCGGUGAUAUUUUGUACGCACACCUGGACAUCUGGAAAUCUGCUGCCUGGAUGAAAGAGAAGUCAUCACCUGGAGAUAACAGAUAUAAUGCUAAUAUGCUGCUCUCAACAUCUGAACAUUCCAUCGGCAGUGAUGAAGGGUGGAUGAACACAGAGGCAGACUCCUCCUGCUCUGGACAACCAAUUCAUCUUUGGCAAUUUCUGAAGGAACUCUUGCUGAAGCCACACAACUACGGUCGAUUCAUCCGCUGGCUGAAUAAAGAGAAAGGUAUAUUUAAGAUUGAAGAUUCUGCACAUGUUGCCAGGUUAUGGGGAAUCCGGAAGAACCGGCCAGCAAUGAACUAUGACAAGCUAAGCCGUUCUAUCCGGCAAUAUUAUAAAAAGGGGAUCAUCCGGAAGCCCGACGUAUCACAGCGCUUGGUGUACCAGUUUGUACACCCUGUAUGAGGAGAGAAACAGGAGCUUCAGAGACUUGGUGAUGUUCACAUCGUAGAACAAGUGACUUAAAGGAAAUAUCCGAACAUUGAAGGCCCGAAGCCUGCCUGAAGUUUCAGGAUGUGUUUUGGAUACAUACUGCCUGCCUGCUCUGCCUGUAUUUGCAUUUCACAAACCCUUUCAGAUUGGUUUUCAAUUUUUUUUCAGUGACCAAAAUAUACAAUUUUUCGGUAGCCACCAGAUUGGGUUGGCUAUUUCUGGAAUUUGGUAGCCCACCAAAACCCUGAAGCCUUGUGAUCACAACUAAACCUUAUUUGCUUUCUCUGGUCUAUCUAAGUACUGUUCUAUGAUUUGAAAGACAGUUAUCCAAUUGACAUUUCAGUAGCCCAACUAAUGUUUCAGUAGCCUGAGACUGCACUAUGACUUUGGAUUCUGUCCAUAUUUUCUGCCUUUAAUAACGAUACUGCAUAAUUUUAAACAUAAUCUCAAUCAAGAAGAUUUGUACCAUUUUAUUGGUUAGGUAGGGUAAGGACUGGAGAUCCAGCAGGUGUGGCUGGGCAGUGGAGAGGGUCGGAAGGGAGCAAAUAGACAGAUCUCUCUUCUCACAAAAUGCCUUUAAAGAUAUACUGACAACCAAAUAUUUCACUAAUGUAGCAGCAGUGGCCUCUGGAACUAAAAUUCCGCUGAUUCAUCAUCAAAGGGAUAUAGUAGCUCAUUAUACUUAACCUAUAUUACAUCUCCCUAUUUCUAUCAAUGAAAGGCAGCAACAAUGUGUGUUGCAGAUUCUCAGUGGCCAGAACUGAUUAUGUACCCAUGCAGUUUGAAUUUAACUUUGUGUAAGCGAAUGGGUAUUGAGUGGGUUAAAAUUGAGCCUGGAGGGUCUACAGCCAUUUGGCGCAACCAGACCACGUCAGUGUUUCUGCCCCCUACAUGCACCUUCUUCCACACUAAUCAUCUAACCUUAUGAACAUAUCCUUCAAUUCCUUUCCCUCUUGUGUUCUCCAAGCUUUCCUUUAAACACACCUAUGCUAAUUACCUCAACGUUGUGAUAGUGCAUUCCACAUUCUUACCACUCUUUGAGUAAAGAACUUCUACCUAGACUUCCCGUUGGGCUAAAUUUUACAACAGCGAGAUUUUACGUUCCUGCUGUUGUCAGUGGCAUUUAUAAAGGUCCGCCACAUUUUAUGGCCCCGUCCCCGCCGAAAUGGGGCCAUAAAAUUCUGCCCAUUGAAUUUAUUUGUGAAGAUCGUAUUUAUUACACCUACUUUUGGAGUCCCCAGAUGUAGAAACAUUUUUCCACAUCUGUCUUACCACUGUAACGUUUUCCAGCCACAAAGCCUCCGAGAUAUCUGUGCUCAUCUAAUUCUGGCCUCUUGAACAUCCCUAUUGUUGUUAAACAUGUAUUCAGUUGCCUGGACCCUAAAGUCUGGAAUUUCCUCCCUAAACCUCCCAACCUCGCUAUCGUUUCUACCUCUUUGACUGAGCUUUGGCCCAUCUGCCCUAUUACUGCCUGAGGUGGCUUGACAUCAAACUUUGCAUUAUGACGUUCCUAUGUAGCACCCUUUGGAAAUUUUCUUAUAUUAAAUAUGAUACAUACAUAUAAGAUUUUAUUAUUGCCAAACCUUUUCAUAUUCUUAAAAAUCCCUAUUGUGUCCUUAGACCCCUCAGCCUCUCUGUCCCAUUCAGGCUUUUCUGACACAAGGAGUAUGUGACCUUUUCAUUCCGCUGCUCAUUCUUCCUACCUCACACUUAUCCACAUUCAAAUUAAUUGCCAAUUAUAUGGCUAUUCUGAAAGCUUAUUAACAUCUUUUGUAAUUUGUUGCAAUCUUCCUCAGAAUUAACUACAUUCUCCAAAUUGGUGCCUUUCACAAAUUUUGAAUUGUUCGUCCGAUUCCUGUGUCUAAACUGUUAAUGUAGGUUCAGAACAACAGGGGUCUUGACUCUGAGUCUCAUGGAACAGCGCUUUGUACCUUUUGCCAGUCUGGGUAUUGACUUUUAACCCCAUGUUUUCUGUUUUGUAGCUGGCUUGCUAUUCAUUCUGCUUCUUGAUUCCUGGCUCCACAAACCCUGAUCUUAGUCAUGAGCCUAUUGGAAACCAAAUAUAUUACAUUUACUACAUUACUCUUGUCUAUUCUUUCUGUUACUUCUUCAAAGCAUUCAGUAAACUUGGUUAAAUAUGACUUUCCCUUUUCUGUUGUGACUAUUAUAUCUUCUGUUUCUAGAUAUUUCUCUAUUACAUCUUUGAGUAAAGAUUCCAUUAUCUUUCCUAUCGCAUAAGUUAAGCUAAUUGGUCUAUAGUUCUGGAUCUAUUCCAUCUAUAACUGCUGAUCUAUAACUGUGCAUGUAAAAUUUGAGACACUGAUUAUCAGACUCUGCUGCUCUACAGACAUCAGGCAGUUGUCAUGUCCUGAGAUAGAGUAGCAUUCCUUACACCUGUAAAACUCCAGCAAGACUCCUAUCUGAACAAUUACCUGCUGUCAGAUAAUCACAAAGCAGCGUGGCUUUGUGAAUAUCCAUGAGCCAUCUUCUCUGCUGGAGGGAGAGGUACAAGUACGAAAAUUGGAAAAGAAUAUAUACCCAAUGAAAAAUAAUACUGUGAGCAGGCAAAUUGUAUAGAAAUAUGAAAUGAUUAAAAUGGUCAAUAGUCUAAAUUAAGUGUUGUGGACAGAUGGGGGGUUUAGUUUAGAACAGCCCUGAUUUCUCCACUCACUACUUGUACGUAAAUAGAAAGGUGUUUUUGAAUUUUGAGUUUCCCCUUUAUAAGUUGUGGCAUAUUUUCCCCAACCUUUCAGUUUUGGAGUUAUUCAAUCCUCUAUUAACAACCCCCCGCUUUUUGCAUUCAUACAAUAAAAGAGAGAUAAGGGAAAGAAAGGUUCAGGGCAAAGACCAUGAUAAAAAUAAGAAUUAUGGUUUCAUGUGAGUCCAGAGUUCAGCAAGUCAAUGUCCAAAAUAGAUUCUUUUAGGUGGCUUUGUCAGGCAGAAUUCAUGGUCUUCGUCCUAGGAACUUGGUUGCAGGUUGAAUCUGUUGAAGAUGCAGCAAAGUGUUCUUGUAUCCUGGGUAUUAGCUCACUCUGUCAGUGAAAUACAGGGUUCUUUCUGGAAAUCAGACUUGGAGAGAGAUGGAGAUCAAAGGCAGGCAGGCUUCAGAGAUUAAACAGCAACUGAAGAUAAAACUCAAAAGCUGUAUUCCUAAAUUACCUUUUAUAGUGCUGGCUACGAAAGGCUUGAUGUAGGACAGGGACACAAAAAUUAGCAUGAAAUGCUCAACUUAUCAUGUUAUUGAUGGUUUGUAUCUUAUCAUAAAGAAGGCAUGACAUGGAACUAAAACCCAACAGUGUCUGCAGGUGGAACUUGUACCACCACAACCCCCCACCAUUUUACUUGAUUAACCCAGAGAGAGUGAAAGGGCCGCAAUGGUUUAUAAAAUACCCACCGUCACCAUGUCUACUGACUAUAGGAUCGUGGGAAUGCAGGGAAAUUGUACCACAUUUGCAUUCAUGUAUGCUUGUCUCCUCUUCAGUGGAGAUCAGAUCAAUAGAGCAAGCUGCCUCCACAACUGAAUUACCAAUAAAUUAGAUUCUCUAACUGAAAAAUAACUUGAAAACAAUCAAAUCAAAACACACCAGAAAAACCUGGGAUGAUAAUAUAAACUCAUUAUUGAUUGAGAUGGAGUUUCAUGGCCUCAAGAACAUUGUGGGAAGACCUCUUGCUGUGGUCCCUGAGCACAUAUCUACUUUCAAUCGCAGCUUAGUCAAUAAUUGACCUUCACUACUUCCUCUGAAUUCUUUUAAUAGUUCACCCUUCUCUGCGUUGAUACAGUUCACUUAAAAACAAGGGCCAAGAUCACUUUUGGCUGUAUCAGUCAAUUGCACAGGGCCAUAAUAAUCUUAUUUCUACAUUCUACAUUCAUAUUUGAGUCUAAUGGAGUUUAACGUGGUUAAUAAAUUGAGUGGUUUCUGUUUGAAUUUAGCCUGAGUGGCAUUCUGAUGUCUCUAAGCUGUUCUUAGCACUUGGCAACGUUAAAUGACCCUGAGUUAAUGGGAAAAAACGAUUAAAUGGGAGAAAAUGAUGAAAGUGCUAUCAGAUCUGUAAUGGUAGUGAAAUAUAAUUUGUCUGUUACCAGCACAGACUUAGAGGUCAUUGCACUCUGUUCACUGUGGCUGGAUAUUGUGAUCAAGGUUUGUCAAAGGGAUGAUGAACUGAACAGUGUCAGGUUAAAUUGUAUAGACAUGUUGUCCACAUGCCAAUGAACUGAGUGGAGUUACUGUUCGCACUGCCAAAAUAUGGUCAAUUAUUGUUUAAAGAAACACUCACCAUUCCUCUUGUAUUUUUUUCCAUUUCAGACAUGGACACUAGAAGCUGCACACUUUUUAUUCAUGUAGUUUUAAGCAAAUAUAAUGUUUAUUGUGGCAUUUUGGAUUAGUUCAGCUCAAGGUGAUUAUCAAUUGC
Carcharodon carcharias (great white shark) is the source of this 5630-nucleotide messenger RNA. Its product is annotated as SAM pointed domain-containing Ets transcription factor. Gene Ontology annotation, biological process: cell differentiation; regulation of transcription by RNA polymerase II. The coding region runs from base 144 to 1193 and encodes 349 amino acids. The transcript is spliced from 6 exons. The record is from RefSeq and is a predicted model, not a curated record. Lineage: Eukaryota; Metazoa; Chordata; Chondrichthyes; Lamniformes; Lamnidae. Gene Ontology annotation, cellular component: nucleus. Gene Ontology annotation, molecular function: sequence-specific DNA binding; DNA-binding transcription factor activity, RNA polymerase II-specific.